CACAAGCCUUUGGCACAAUGAAGUGGGUAACUUUUAUUUCCCUCCUUCUUCUCUUCAGCUCUGCCUAUUCCAGGGGUGUGUUUCGCCGAGAUGCACACAAAAGUGAGAUUGCUCAUCGAUUCAAUGAUCUGGGAGAACUACAUUUCAAAGGCCUGGUCCUGAUUGCCUUUUCUCAGUUUCUCCAGAAGUGUCCCUAUGAACAUCAUAUGAAAUUAGUCAAUGAAGUAACUGAGUUUGCCAAAACUUGUGUUGCUGACGAGUCAGCUCCAAAUUGUGACAAAUCAGUUGCCACUCUUUUUGGAGAUAAGGUAUGUGGCCUUCCAUCUUUUCGAGAGCACUAUCCUGAGAUGGCUGACUGCUGUGGUAAACAAGAACCUGAGAGACACGAAUGCUUCUUGCAACACAAAGAUGAUAGCCCUAACCUGCCUCCCUUAGUGAGACCCGAGCCUGAGGCCAUGUGCACCGCCUUUCAGGAAAAUGAGGGCCCAUUUUUGGGACAUUAUUUGCAUGCAGUGGCCACAAGACAUCCUUACUUCUAUGCCCCAGAUCUCCUUUACUAUGCUGAGAAGUACAAAGACGUGAUGACAGAAUGCUGCCAAGCUGCUGACAAAGGGGCUUGCCUGACACCAAAGUUAGAUGCAUUGAAAGAGAAAGCACUGGCUUCAUCAGCCCAACAGAGAUUCAAGUGUGCUAGUAUGGAGAAAUUUGGAGACAGAGCUUUCAAAGCAUGGUCACUUUCUCUUCUGAGCCAGAAAUUUCCCAAAGCUGACUUUGCAGAAAUUUCCAAGAUUGUUAAGGAUCUGACUGAAGUCACCAAGGAGUGUUGCCAUGGCGAUGUGCUUGAAUGUGCAGACGAUAGGGCGGACCUUGCCAAGUAUGUAUGUGAAAAUCAGGAUUCAAUCUCCAGUAAGCUGAAGGAGUGCUGUGACAAGCCUGUGUUGCAGAAAGCCCACUGCAUUGCUGAGGUGGACAAAGAUGACAUGCCUGCUGACCUAACCCCCCUAGAGGCUGAUUUCGUUGAGGAUAAAGAUGUUUGCAAGAACUAUGCUGAGGCAAAAGAUGUUUUUCUGGGCACAUUCCUGUAUGAGUAUUCAAGAAGGCACCCUGACUAUGCUGUCAGUAUGCUGCUAAGACUCGCCCAGAAAUACGAAGCCACCCUGGAGAAAUGCUGUGCCGAAGCUGAUCCUCCUGCCUGCUAUGGCAAAGUGUUUGGCGAAUUUAAGCCUCUUGUGGAGGAGCCUCAGAAUUUAGUGAAACAAGCUUGUCAGCAGUUUGAGAAGCUUGGAGAAUAUACAUUUCAAAAUGAGCUUAUAGUUCGUUACACCAAGAAAACACCUCAGGUAGCGACGCCAACUCUUGUGGAUGCUGCAAGAACCCUAGGAAAAGUGGGCACCAAGUGUUGUGGUCUUCCUGAAACAGAGAGACUGCAUUGUGUUGAAGACUAUCUGUCCCUGGUGCUGAACCAGUUCUGUACGCUGCAUGAGAAGAACCCAGUGAGUGAGAGAGUCACUGAAUGCUGCACUAAGUCUUUGGUGAGCAGGCGACCUUGCUUCAGUGCGCUGCCAGUGGAUGAAACCUAUGUUCCCAAAGAGUUCAACGCUGAAACGUUCACCUUCCAUGCUGACUUUUGUGCACUUCCAGAGAUGGACCAACAGCUCAAGAAACAAAUGACAAUUGCUGAGUUGGUGAAACACAAGCCCAUGGCCACGGAGGAGCAACUGGCCACUGUUGUGGGGAAAGUCUCAGCUUUUCUGGAUAAGUGCUGCAAGGCUGAUGAUAAGGAGGCCUGCUUCGCUGCAGACGGCCCAAAGGCUGUUGCUGAAAGUCAAGCUGUCUUUGCUUAAAACAUCAAAAUCACAACCAUCUCAGUCUUCCCUGAAAAAAGAAGAGAAAGAGAAAUGAAGAGUCAGAGCUAUCAUUUGCCUGUCUUUUCUGUUGGUCUAAAAUCACCACUAUCCAAGAAAUACACAUUCCUGGAAUAUUUGACUCCUUUUCUCUGUAUUUCAAUUAAUAAAAAGAAAAACAAAUAUA
Messenger RNA from Dipodomys ordii (Ord's kangaroo rat), 2031 nucleotides. RefSeq names its product serum albumin-like. Gene Ontology annotation, biological process: transport. The record is from RefSeq and is a predicted model, not a curated record. Lineage: Eukaryota; Metazoa; Chordata; Mammalia; Rodentia; Heteromyidae. The transcript is spliced from 15 exons. Gene Ontology annotation, cellular component: cytoplasm; blood microparticle. The coding region runs from base 18 to 1844 and encodes 608 amino acids.